Messenger RNA from Sclerotinia trifoliorum, 2684 nucleotides. The record is from the annotation of a GenBank genome assembly. NCBI's taxonomy places the organism in Eukaryota, Fungi, Ascomycota, Leotiomycetes, Helotiales, Sclerotiniaceae.
GAUACGAGUACCCCAUCUGCUUUGACAAGACGAUCAAGAAUAUAUUUUCAGCAGCAAAAAUCUAUCUUUUUCCACACCAUUAAAGCCUCGGAGGUAUACACGAGGAGCAACUGAAUUAUCUAAACUAUUUACACAGAAUUGAAAAUCAUCAUGACGGACGAGAUUCCCAAUCCAGUGGAACCUGAAAAGUCUUUAAAACGGCCAUUGGAUGGAGAACAAUUGGAGGAAGCACAUCCACCACAACCAAUAUUACUAGAAGAUUCAGCAGUCACAAAGGCAGAGAAAGUGGAGAGAAACGGCGCGAAUGGGAAUUCUGUGAGCAAUGAAGAGCCGGUUGCGAAAAGGAUCAAGACUGAAGAGCAAAAUCGCAAUUCUACCGCGACAGAUUCUCGUGACAGGGUCAGAGGCAUAGCUCCUAUAAAAGCCGAGUAAGUCAAUUACAUGUCUUUUUCGUAGUUUGAAAAUCAAGCCCGAGUAAAUCCUCUAGCCUGUGGCCACUAAGUUAUUCUAGGUACUUGCUUCAUCCAACCGGGAGUCGAUCGGCCACAGAUGGUCGCAAUCCCGCGGCGAACGACGAUGCGGCAGAAGAAAAACCUCGCGGUGACAAUCGGGACAAUGGAGGCAAGAAGAAGAAGAAGGAGAAGGGCCAAAAUAAAGAUCGUCAAUUUGGAUCCUGGGGUGACAAAAUAAAGUUAUGCAAUAGCGCGUCAAAUUCGCCAGAGUUCUCGCCGAAAGAAUGCAGUUUUGGAGAAAGCUGCAAAUGUGAACAUGAUCUUAGGAAAUACUUGGCCGAAGGGAAGAGAGAAGACUUGACUACAUUCAAUUCAAAGUGUCCAGUUUGGGAAGAUAAUGGCACAUGUCUGGCUGGUUGGAAGUGUCGUUUCGUAGGAAGUCAUUCCAAGGAGGUGAAAAGGGAGGAUGGUCGAAUGGAAUUGGUUCUCAUAGAAGAUUUAGAUCGUGUGCGUAUCACGGCAGCUGGUGAUGAAGAGACUCUCGGGGGUGUCGUGAAUGUUGUUAGCACUAAGGAUAAGCUUGAUCUCGCUCGGAGGAGAACACAAAUGGAGAAAUCUGAUCUCUAUACAAAUUGGUUGGAUAAAAAUUCGGAGGAAGUUAAUAGGCAAAGCAACCUGAAGAAGGAUCAGAAAAAUGAUCAGACUCAGGAAGAAAAGGAAGAGAAUCGUGCGCGAUAUGUGGAGCCACCAUUUCUCCCUUCUGAGAAGCGACGAAUUUACUUUGGACCCGAGACGCCUGUUCUCGCUCCCCUCACUACUCAAGGCAACCUUCCAUUUCGUCGACUCUGUGUGGAACUUGGGGCGCAGCUUACUUACUCGGAAAUGGCAAUGACGAUACCUCUGUUUCAAGGCCAAAAAUCUGAGUGGGCAUUAAUGAAGGCACAUGAGAGCGAAAUCGCACCACCACGAGUCAAUCCAGAAAGAAGUUCGAUUGUUCAAAACUAUGAUAACUCGAAAGACUUGAAGUUCGGUACCCAGAUUUCGGCCAGCAAACCAUUUCAUGCAAUUAAAGCUGCCGAGAUCCUAAGUCGAUUCGUGCCACAUCUACGAGUCAUUGAUUUGAACUGUGGAUGCCCAAUCGAACUUGUAUAUAGACAAGGAGCUGGUUCAGCUUUGCUUGAUGCACCAUCAAAACUGGAGAAAAUGAUUCGAGGUAUGAAUGUAGUUUCCGGGGAGGUUCCCAUCACAGCCAAGAUCCGAAUGGGAACCAUGACAGGAAAACCUACCGCUCUGAAAACUAUUGAACGCUUAGCAUUUGGUGGUGUUGAAUCACGCGAGAGACUUGGUGCUCCUGGUUGCGCUGCGAUUACUCUUCAUGGCCGUAGCAGACAACAAAGAUACACCAAGAAUGCCGAUUGGAGUUACAUAGCAGAGUGUGCAGCUCUCGUCAAAUCAUACAACCAAAAGAAGGAUGAUUUAACAGACACAAUCAUGGAACCAGAUGCCCGCACAUUACCAAAUGGCCCCGAUGGAAAAUUACAUUUUAUUGGAAAUGGUGAUUGUUAUUCUCACGUUGACUAUCUAGACCAUAUACAAAAUGCAGGCGUAGAUUCCGUCAUGGUAGCACGCGGUGCACUCAUCAAACCCUGGCUCUUUGAAGAAAUCGAAAAGGGACAAACCCUCGACAAAUCUGCAUCAGAACGUCUACAAUACAUCGAGAAGUUCGCACGUUACGGACUCGAGGCUUGGGGAUCAGAUGAGAUGGGCGUGGGCCAAACGAGACGAUUCUUAUUGGAAUGGUUGAGCUUUGCUCAUCGAUACGUUCCGGCUGGAAUCUUGGAACAUUUACCUCCUAGUUUGCAGGACCGCCCCCCGGCUUACAGGGGAAGAAACGAUUUGGAAACUCUGUUGGCUAGUGAUAAUUACUUGGAUUGGAUGAAGAUUUGGUAUGGUUUUACUUCCUCCUUACACGCAAAUUUCUUUUUUCGAAUAAUGACACUAACCAAACCAAUAGUGAAAUGUUCCUCGGUCCCGCACACGAGGGCUUCAAAUUCCAACCUAAACACAAAUCAAACAGCUACGAGAUUGAAGCAGAAGGAUAGUCAAAGUCGUGAGGCGUUCUUGUCUAGUGGGAUGAAAUGUGGAUAUAGAUAUAGAUAUAUAGAUGUAGAUACUAAAAAACAAUCUACAUACCUACCUACCUACAACCAGACGUCAAAUGGCCACAUCAAU